GACCGAAACAUCUUUCUUAAUCAUCUCCUUAAUUAUUCUUCUUCUCCAUCUUCUCCUUCAUUCCUUUACCAUAUCCAUCGCACCAAAGCCUAAAACCACAAAACACCACAUAUCAUAUCUUACGAUUACUACAAUAUACACAGCAAAACAGAACAUAGCAAAUGAAAAUGUAAUCCUGUUGAUCUUUUAUAUAUUUCCGGAAAGAAAGCAAAUUAAGGAAUUCUCCAAGCCAAGAUUUUGUUUUCUGCUCAUGGAGGAAAACCCGCAUCGAGUUUCACGUAGAAACCACGGCGGGACCCACUAUCAAAACGACGCCGUCGACGAGGACAACCGUCGACGACGGCAUUACAACCACGGCGACGACGAGACCAAAUGCUCAGGCAAGAGAUGCCGGUCGUGGGCGGCGGCUGCGAUUGCUGACUGUGUAGCGCUUUGUUGCUGUCCAUGUGCGAUCAUAAACCUUCUUACUCUUACUUUCGUCAAGGUCCCGUGGAUGAUAGGACGACGGUGUUUAGGCGGCGGCCGGAAGAGCAAGAAGAAGCGGAAGAAGCUACCUCACAACAGAAGACAACGGCGGGGAAAGAUCAAUGGUGGUGGAGAUGAGUAUCAUCAUCAUCAUCAUAAUAAUAAUAACCAUCAUCACCUCCGGUUUGAGACAACGGAGGGGGGAGAGAAAUGCGGAUGCGGUGGUGGUGGUGGAGGAGGAUGUUAUGGCGGCGGAGAUUAUGAUGAUCACCGGUUUGUGGUAGAGAGAGAUGGGAGUUUGACAAAGGAGGAGGAGGAAGAGAAUGGGGAGAAAACGACAUCGGUUAAAGGAGGAGGAGGAGAUAAUGAUGAGUCGAGAAUAAGUGCAAGAGUUGAAGCCGAGAGAGUGUGGUUAGAGUUGUAUCAGAUUGGUCAUCUUGGAUUUGGUAGAGUCUCCUUCACUGGAAUUCAAUGAUUGACGAUGAUCAAUUUGUAGAAUUUUUAGUUAUAUUCGAAUAAAUAUAUAUAAUGUGAAUCUUUUUAGUUAAUUAUCUGUUCUAUAUAUAUUCUCUAUAUGAUAGAUUGCGUUAGUGAA
Molecule: messenger RNA, 1060 nt
Organism: Camelina sativa (false flax)
Lineage: Eukaryota; Viridiplantae; Streptophyta; Magnoliopsida; Brassicales; Brassicaceae
Source: RefSeq, a predicted model, not a curated record